AUGCGGUUUGGUUCAUUUCAGCGUGCCAUUUGGCUUUCGCGACGGCUUUCGUCGACGACGGCGUUACGACGCCCUGCCGCUUUCCCCGAAUACGGGUUUGCCCAACGUUCCUUCACGAGCGCAUCGCCAUUUUUUCAUACAAUUGGCCCGAACUUUCUGCCGCAUCGCAGUCUGACGGGCGCUCCGGGGUUGAUUGGGUCUGCGUCGAUGUCUUUUGCCGCGUCCUCGACCUUGACAAGUCGCCGCUUUCAAUUCAGCUCCGAAAGCCCCGAGGAUUACUAUGCGGUUCUCGGCGUCAAGCCCAACGCCACGCAGGAGGAGAUUAAAACCGCCUAUAAACGACUGGUUCUUCAGUACCACCCCGAUCGCAAUCAUGAACCGGGCGCCGAGGAGCGGUUUAAGACAAUUUCCGCCGCCUACAACAUUCUUGGGCGAAAGGAUAAACGCGAGAUGUACGACGCCCAACAUUCUUCCUACCCCGGGGUGGGUGGUGGUGGCGGUGGCGACUACAAACGCACCUCGGCGAGGAGUCAUGGCUUCCGGGGCGGCUUUGCCGCGCAUUCGAUGUCGAAAACCGAGGCGGAUUCCCUCUUCCGUGAGAUUUUCGGGAAUAUGAACUUCGACCAGAUUUUCAAGAGCCUCGAGGAGGAGCUCCACUGUGGCGGCAUGCAGCCGGGAAGUGGCAUGGGCUGCAACCGAUGCCAGGAUCCUUUCCGCACGGCUAAAUCUUAUACGGAAUCGGUGAACAUGUUCGUCGACAAUAAUGGGAACCACGUGGAGGAACACAUUUACAGCGAUGCAAGCGGAAAUCGAUACACUGUUCGCCAUACCUCCGCUAAAGGAAUGCAUCCCGCCGCGAGCGAAAGCCACGAGCACUCUCACCUCAACCCCGACGGUUCGCGAAAGAUAACGUUUGACGAUUUAUCCCUCGACGGGUAUUCGCGCUACGGAAAGUUUAAGCAUCGGAUGGCGGGAUUUUCCUUUAAAAAACGAGAUCCGAUGUUGGCUUUUCUUUCACUGGAAGCUUGGACUUUUACAAUUAUUGCGGUUUUUUCUAUUAUUGUUUACUUUCUUGUUACUCACCCAAAGAUUUUGCUCAUCGUCCUUUUUCUAACUAUUCUUGGGAGAUUUAAUGCUAGAAGUAUCUAA
This is a messenger RNA of Phytomonas sp. Hart1, 1149 nucleotides long. Lineage: Eukaryota; Euglenozoa; Kinetoplastea; Trypanosomatida; Trypanosomatidae. The record is from the annotation of a GenBank genome assembly.